AUGAAAAUGCAGUGGCAAAGGACAACUUCAGGGGAGGCACCAAAGGUGAUAGUAAAAGCCCCACAAGUUCUUCAGACUGGAAGUAUCGGAGAAUUCCUUCGAAGGAGACCAGGAGAUUUGAUGCAUCAGCAAGCAGGGGAGGUUUCCCUUUCCCUCGCACAGUGGGAAGCCCAGUGGCAGGAGUUCCUCAGGACAGUGGAAAACCCUAAAACUGGGUGGGGAAUCACACAUUUGGCAGAGAAUCCUUCCCCCUGGGAGGAUGCCAAGGCCUUUCUGGCCUCCUUUGAGCGAGUAGCCGAAGCCUGUCAGUGGCCCCAGGAAGAGUGGGCGACCCGACUCCUGCCAGCUCUCAGUGGAGAAGCUGAGCAGGCCUUUAACGAUCUGGAUGUCAGAGACAGAGAGGAUUAUAGGAAGGUGAAGGCAGCCAUCUUCCAAGGGGAUGCCCUAAGCCGAGAGAAGCAGCGUGAAGAGUUCAGGCGUUUCUGCUACCAGGAGGCCGAGGGGCCAAGAGGGGCUUACAGCCGACUGCGGAAAAUGUGCCUUGGAUGGCUGAGAGUGGAAAAUCACAGCAAGGAGCAGAUCCUGGAGCUCUUGAUCCUGGAGCAGCUGCUGAGCAUCUUGCCCCCAGAGAUCCAGAGCUGGGUGAGGGAGAGAGGCCCCGAGACCUGCUCCCAGGCAGUGGCCCUGGCUGAGGACUUCCUCUCAAGGCAGGAGCAACAGGUGCCCUUGGAGGAGGCAGCUGGGAGUGGCUCUGAGGCAGGCCAGGCUCCAUCUGAGAGUGAGCAGAGGCAUCCCUUAAUGGCUGUCAAGGAAGAGGAGGAUGGAGAGCCCAGCCUGGUUGGUGAGGAAGGUGGCAGCUAA
Euleptes europaea (tarantolino) is the source of this 861-nucleotide messenger RNA. RefSeq names its product SCAN domain-containing protein 3-like. Lineage: Eukaryota; Metazoa; Chordata; Lepidosauria; Squamata; Sphaerodactylidae. The coding region runs from base 1 to 861 and encodes 286 amino acids. The transcript has 3 exons. The record is from RefSeq and is a predicted model, not a curated record.